CGCGCCGACGUGCACUACAGCCUGCGUACGAACACGAUGACCGCGCUCCUCGAGCUGCCGGGGCUCGCGCGCGAGGACGUGCAGAUCGGCCUCGCGCCGUGCCGCUUCACGCGCGCGCCGCAGCUCACGAUCUCCGGCCGCGCGCGCGCGCCGUUCCCGCCCGGCGCCGCGGACGAGCGCGACGGCCGCGCGCACACGACGCGCGAGCGCAAGUACGGCCCGUUCGUGCGCCGGCUGCACGUCCCCCCCGGGACGCAGGCGCGCGACGUGGGCGCGGAGAUGCGCGACGGCGUGCUUAUAGUGACGGUCCAGCUCGGUACACCGAUGGCG
This is a messenger RNA of Heterobasidion irregulare TC 32-1, 330 nucleotides long. RefSeq lists its product as uncharacterized. The transcript has 2 exons. Lineage: Eukaryota; Fungi; Basidiomycota; Agaricomycetes; Russulales; Bondarzewiaceae. The annotation marks the transcript as partial. The record is from RefSeq and is a predicted model, not a curated record.